AUGUCUCCAUCAAUUCGAAUCGCUAUAUCCGGCGGUGGCCUAGCGGGUGCAUCCCUCAUCCACGGCCUUCUUUCCUAUCCGCAGCUCGACGUGCACAUCUUUGAGAGACAGCCAACAUUCAGAGAAGCCGACAUGGUCAUCGGACUAGCUCGGAACGCUCUCGCCGCACUGUAUUUAAUCGGCCCUUCGGAAGCACAAUGUCUCGAGCGAGCCGGUGCUGUUCCGAUGCGGGGCGUUCGAUAUAUGCUUGCCCAAGGAGACGAUGCAGGUAAAUUGAUUGACCAAACGGACGACAACGACGAGCGAAGAGUCACUAGUAUUGUACAUCGUGCAGAUUUUCUCAAAGAAUUGCUUGCCGAUGUCCCCCAAGAACGUAUGCAUGCGGGGAAGAAGCUCGUCAGAAUCGACCGGGAAUUGACGGCUCCAAUGUCCUCCAUUUCACGGACGGGACUACCCACGAGUGCGAUAUCUUGAUUGGAGCUGAUGGUAUUCACAGCUUCAUUCGAAAAUUCAUCCUCGGCGAGCAUGACCCUGCUGCUUUCCCAAGAAACACUGAUCAUGGGCUGUUAUGACCUUGAAGUCAUACGCAGAAGCUCAAGCGAGUCUCGGCAACGAUGCCGUGAACAUGGAAGAUGCGCGAGAGUGCAUGUGGAUUGGUGACGGUACCUACUUGCUGCACAAUCUCUUAAAUACUCCUCAAGGCCCACUGGUCCAGUUUGUUAUUGCUUCGUACGAGAAGGACGCUGAAGAGUCGGACCGCUGGCAUCGUACUGUGACUGUCGAUGAGAUCAGAAAGAUUUAUCAGGACUGGCCACCACACUUAUACGAUGCCAUAGAGAAAGUAAGUGAGAAUGCUUUCCUAUUCCUUGCUCUGGCAGACAUAAAUUUCAAAACCAUGAAGGACUUUCUUUGAUCGAGGGAAGGGCCAUAGGGAGUAAUUUAGGAUAUUUUCGGUUAACAAACCUAACACAGUUACUCUGUGAUCAACCCGAACAACCAGCCAUGUACCUCUGGGAGCAUCCACCUGCCCGCACCUAUACAUGUGGCUCUAUCUGUGUCAUGGGCGAUGCUGCCCAUGCUACCUCUCCUUGGCAGGGUUCCGGCGGCAGCAUGUCCAUCGAAGAUACCCUCAUUCUCUCCACUUUACUUGGCCGUGCAAAGACAACCGCUGAGGGUUUGGCCGCUCUGAAAGUGUAUGAUCGGGUCCGUCGCCCGCGCACACAGCAGAUUGUUGAGUCGAGUCGGGACACAGGUCUUAUCAUGCUCGGCUUAGGUGAACAGACGAAGUUGGAUUUGGAGAAAUUGAGGGCGAGCUUGUUGCGGAGGUGGGACUUCAUUGUAGAUUUCGAUAAUGAGAAGCACCAAAAUGAGGCUUUGGAGAUGAUGGAAAAAGAGUUGAUAUCUUGA
Messenger RNA from Hymenoscyphus albidus, 1407 nucleotides. The record is from the annotation of a GenBank genome assembly. NCBI's taxonomy places the organism in Eukaryota, Fungi, Ascomycota, Leotiomycetes, Helotiales, Helotiaceae.